CUCAGUCGAGCACUAGACGCCAACGCGUUCGGAAGCAGCUCUCUCUCUCUCUCUCUCACUCUCUGUCUCACACACACUCUCUGUCUCUCUCUCUCUCUCUGUCUCCGUCUCCGUCUCUGUCGCUGCGCGUCUCUCUCGCUCUUUCGCAUCCUCCAUCGCCGUCGCACCUGCUCACACCCGCAUUCAGCGAACUCAACGGACUCCAGAGGAAAAGUGUGAAAAGUUGUGCGGCCAGGGGCUCCGCUCUUAUGUAUACAAGCACUCGGAUCCGGUAAAAUGUUGCUGGCGGUUAACCAGAGUCUACAGAACACCAGCAAGAAGAAGCGCAAGCGGCGGACGGCCGAGGAUGAUCCGCAGGAGGAUUCCGGCGAGGGAACGCCACCAGUUCGGCCCCUGGAGCCCAGUGCGUCCAGUGACCAGCUGGUCGGAGGUACAUGCCGGGUGUGUAAGUGCCCGGGCCGACAGUCCUUGACCCUGGUAUACAUCUACCUGGGCGCCCUCACCCUCAUCCUGGCCAGCCUCUCGAUCGUCUUCUACACGCACACCCAGGACACCGAGUCCUUGCCGCAGCUGGAAGACAACUUCCGGGUGCAAUUCCAUGCGGAGCUAAUGCGAUCGGAGGAGGAAUUAAGGAGGCUAGUCAACAGGAUAGUCGAGGAGGAGCAGCACUUGGUGGGCAGCACCACCACGAGUAGCACCACCCAGUCGAGGGAUCCUCUGAAAAAUGAACGCAAGUUCACGGACAACCUGAUUAGCCACACACCACGUCCCACCGGGAAACGAAUGCGCCGGGACAUCGCCUCCUCCGCUCCGGCGUCCAUGCAUGCUGAUCCGCUGAUCGAGUUCUUCAAUCCGAACCAUCGCAAGGUGCUGGAGGAGCAAGACACCGAGAUCCGUAAGCGCACGGGCCAGAAGGGCGCCGCUCCCGGCGGAGAUGAGUGGAUCUAUCUGAACACAUAUUGCCGGGUUCCGGAGAAGAUAAUUACGGGCUUCUGCAAGGGCACCCAGGACUAUUGUCCGCCGGCACCACAGGGACCAACCGGAGAAGUGGGUCCAAAGGGACCACCUGGAAACCCGGGUCUACCGGGCAUUCCGGGUCCCAAGGGAAAUCGCGGUGAUGUGGGCUUACCGGGUGCUCCCGGAGUGGAUGGCGUGGGUCAUUUGGGUCCCGCCGGACCUCGCGGUCCCAAGGGAGAUGCCGGGGUGACCGGACGAGCCGGCUUGGAUGGCCGGGAUGGAGUGCCCGGGGAGCCGGGACUCGAUGGCGUGCCUGGUCGCGCUGGUGCUGAUGGAAAGAAUGGCCUGCCUGGACGCGAUGGCAAGGACGGGCUCCACGGCAAGGAUGGCAAAGAUGGUCUGUCCAUCACGGGACCCAAGGGUGCGCAGGGACCACCUGGCGAACGAGGACUCAAGGGCAUUGCGGGUCCACGUGGUCGUCCUGGCAAGCCGGGCACCAAUGGCAUACCCGGAGUGCCUGGCAUCAAUGCCUGGAAGCUGCAAUAUCCCAACGGCAGCUCCUCCAACGAUCUGCUAAUACCGCCCUCCAUAACAGAUAUUCAACUGCCGGACUUCCAGCGCACGGUGAUCGUGGAGGAGGGAAGAUCCCUGAACUUGAGCUGCACCGCCACGGGAACGCCCACACCGCAGGUGGAAUGGCGACGUGAGGAUGGUCGCACCAUCAACGUCAAUGGCGUUGAAAUGGCCUCCAUCAGCGGACAGUUCCUGAGGUUCACCAAUAUCACCCGACACCAGAUGGCGGCCUACACCUGCUUUGCCAACAAUGGCAUCGCGCCCGUGGCCAAUGCCACUUACCUCGUGGAAGUGCAGUUUGCGCCCAUGAUAUCGGUGUACCGCCAAAUGAUCUACGCGGAGUACCAGAGCAGCGCCACACUCGAGUGCUUGGUGGAGGCCUUCCCCGAAGCCAUUAGGUAUUGGGAACGGGCCUACGACGGCAAGAUACUGGAUCCCAGCGACAAGUACGGCAUUGAAUCGUACCCAGAGGGUUUCAAGACCUCCAUGCGCUUGACUAUCAGCAAUCUGCGCAAGGAUGACUUUGGCUACUAUCACUGUGUGGCCCGGAACGAACUAAAUGCCACAAUGGUCAACUUUGAAAUAGCACCACAAGAUCCGAAUAGCGAGACCCCGUAUGUGGGAAAUAACAUCAAGGUUUAUGGCCAACGCCCGCCGGAGAGCGAGUGUCCCGUUUGCGAUCAGUGCCCAGAUCCCAGCUUGUACCAGUGCAAGGACUCCAUACUGAAUAACUUCGAAAUCCAGGCGACGGGCAAUCUGAGCUAUCCGGGAUUACCCAAGCGACCAAAGACUUGCUAUCUGUAUGCGGUGGGCAAACCCGUUUUCCACAAGGUGGUCAAUGAAAAGUUCGGCUCCUGGCUCAGAGAUCCAUCUCCUGACAGUGAUCGUGAGAAGACAUUCGUCACCAACGAGAACGACCCGUACAAUCUGUUCGAGUUCACCACUCGCAUUCAGUACCGAAUGAACAGCAUCCCCAGGAGAAAAUACGAGAUUCAAGAGGGCUUUCAUGGCAAUGCCCAUGUGGUCUUUAACGGUUCGUUCUACUAUCAACAAAGAAACUCGGAUCUGGUGGUCAAGCUGGACUUGACCAGUCUCAAAAAGAUAACCACACAAUUGCCAUAUGCUGGAGUGGCCGCUGCGAAUAGGCUAUAUGCUACCGACUACAACUACAUGGACUUCAACGUGGAUGAAGUGGGUCUGUGGGUGAUCUAUAGCACCUACAACUCCAAUAAUACGCUGGUGGCCAAGUUGGACACGGAGACGUUGAAGAUGCAGUACAACUUCAACAUCACCCUGGACCAUCAUCAGUUUGGUGAGAUGUUCAUCGUGUGUGGCAAUCUGUAUGCCAUCGAUUCGGGUACGGAUAAGAACACCCAGAUUCGAUAUGUGGUGGACUUGUACAAGGGCAAGCUGCUCAACACGAAUCUGCCCUUCUCGAAUCCCUUUAGCCACACCACCACCGUGGGCUACAAUCCCCUGACUGUGGAACUCUACUCCUGGGACAAGGGCAACGCACUCACAUAUCCCAUACGCUACAAUGAGCAGCGUUUAAUCUCCGACAAUAGUUAGGAGUCACUAACCACAAGACGAUCUUAAAGAUGCGCAGAGUCGAGGCUCAAAUCUAACUAGUAUAAGGCACAAUAAAUAUAUGCAAACUGUUUUU
Messenger RNA from Drosophila erecta, 3193 nucleotides. RefSeq lists its product as uncharacterized. Gene Ontology annotation, biological process: signal transduction. The record is from RefSeq and is a predicted model, not a curated record. The transcript has 16 exons. Lineage: Eukaryota; Metazoa; Arthropoda; Insecta; Diptera; Drosophilidae. The coding region runs from base 277 to 3099 and encodes 940 amino acids.